Cryptomeria japonica (Japanese cedar) is the source of this 1739-nucleotide messenger RNA. RefSeq names its product probable proline transporter 2. The coding region runs from base 241 to 1635 and encodes 464 amino acids. The record is from RefSeq and is a predicted model, not a curated record. The transcript has 9 exons. Gene Ontology annotation, cellular component: plasma membrane. Lineage: Eukaryota; Viridiplantae; Streptophyta; Pinopsida; Cupressales; Cupressaceae.
UCUAGGCUUCUAUGUAGAUAUGUAUGAAACUUAUUUCAAAGCCUGCACAUUAUUAAUACUGACAAAGGACCCACAAGGGAUUAAAUAAAUUUCUUGUAGGAAAAAAUAGUAAAUCCACCAUAGUUUAAUCAGGCACAGCAAUUAAUGUGAUCACAUGAAUUGGGUGGUCAUUGAGCUUGUGAUGAGCUUCUGGGUUUGAUUUUAUUGGAUACAUAUUUGUGUUUCUGAUAGGGAGAAGUCAUGGCCAAGAGUGUUUCUGAUACUGAAAUGGGUGUUAGAGACUCUGCUGGCUCUGUAUCCAAUCAUGCAGGCAAUGGUUCUCACUUUUAUAUAGAAGAGCCCUCAUCAGUGAUGCAGGAUCAGCUGCAGGAAGACCACCCAAAGAGUGCACACAGGCUUGGUCAUGAUCCAUGGUACCAGUUGGGUCUGUUGCUUGCUGCAAGUUUCAACUGUGGGUAUAUUCUGGGGUUCUCAAAUUUUAUCAUGAAACCCUUGGGAUGGACCUGGGGGCCACUCCUCAUGGCUGUUGUGGCUGUUAUAUCAAUCUAUGCAAAUUGGUUGCUUUCAAAACUCCAUAUAAUAGAUGGAAAAAGAUUCAUUAGGUACAGAGAUCUGAUGGGAUUUGUUUUUGGAAGACAGAUGUAUUAUGUGACCUGGAUUCUGCAGUUUCUUCUCUUCAUUUUGGGAAAUAUGGGAUUCCUUAUACUCUCUGGAGGAGCUCUCAAGCAAAUAUAUAUGGAAGCUAGCAAUUCUUCUAAAAUGACUCUUCAAGAGUUCAUUAUCAUUUCUGGAGUUGUAUAUUUUGUGUUUUCUUUUCUUGUACCACACUUGUCAGCUAUGAGGAUGUGGAUUGGCAUUUCGGCAUUUCUAACCUUCAUAUACAUUGUGAUUUUGAUGAAGAUCUCAAUAUCAGAUGGUAUGUCAAAUUCAAAGAAUUAUAACCUACUUGGUUCAAGGGCAGAUAAGGUUUUCAAUGGAUUUAAUGCAAUUGCAUCUAUUAUCUUUGCAAGUAAUAGUGGAAUGGUUCCUGAACUUCAAGCAAGUUUAAGAAAACCAUCUAUCAAGAACAUGCAUAAAGCUCUUUAUUUUCAAUUCACUGUUGGCCUUGCAGUAUAUUAUACAGUAACAAUAGUCGGUUAUUGGGCAUAUGGAUCAUCAGUAUCAACAUAUAUUCUUAAUGAAUUAAGUGGACCUAAGUGGGCAAAGAUCUUGGCAAAUACAACAGUCUACCUACAAAUCAUCGUAUCACAACAUAUGUUUUGUACUCCUGUACAUGAAACACUUGAUACAAAAUUCUAUCGCAUCAAUGAGAACGAGUAUUCUUCAUACAACAUGUUUGUUCGGUUUUCUUUGAGAUCUAUAUUUUUUACCAUAAAUACCUUUAUUGCAGCAAUAUUUCCAUUUUUAGGAGACUUUGUCAACUUGAUGGGAUCCGUGUCUCUUAUUCCAUUAACUUUUAUAUUUCCAAGCUUAAUAAUCUUAAAGGUGAAAGGAUCAAAAAUCAGCUUUUUUGAAACAAUAUGGCAUUUUCUUAUAGUGAUAACAUUUUCUUUACUUACAAUGGCAACAACAAUAUCAUCUUUUCAUUCUAUCAUAUCUGACGCUAAAACUUAUCAUUUGUUUGCAAAUACAUAGAUAAUAUUAUCAAGAGCAUAUGCUCUUUUAUGAUAUAUCAAAAUGUAAAAAUAAAUAUAUGUACUUGUUCUUUUUCAAGUAUUUAAAUAUGUUGAAAUUUUAUA